UAUUUGCACGCUAGUACUACAUGCAUUGUGUGAAAACGUGAUUUUUACAAUGGCUGACACAAAUACAGGAAUUGAUGUCCAUACUUUCAUCAAUAUGGCCGUUAGUUGGAUAUUAGUUGAUUUACAAAUUUUAGAUCUGACUAUACUGAGUGAGCAAGAACGCAGUAUGUUCACUGAGUUUGAAUUAUUUGACAUCGAUAAGCGUUCGACAAGCCACGAAGUGGUCGUCUCUUCGAAACUCCGUAGAACUCUCUUCGAAGUGCAUCGCCCAAAGUUCGAGCCACACGUCUCGAUCCAUUUGCAUCGUAGUUUGCCAUGGACGCUGGUCAGUCCAGCACAUCAGACGGGAGUCACUAAAUUUUAUCCUAAUGUGAGAGAACGAAUCGACGAGAAGUUACCAGACUCGUCUCAAUAUGUGAAAUCAGUCUAUAUACCGGAUGUAACGUGUUCUCAUUUCGGAAACGUGCCAGAUUAGGAUCACUUUGCUUAAAAGAAAUCCAAGUUCUCGUUUGAGGGAUUAAUUGUGAAUAAUAUGAUUAAAAAUAAAGG
Molecule: messenger RNA, 549 nt
Organism: Cyphomyrmex costatus
Lineage: Eukaryota; Metazoa; Arthropoda; Insecta; Hymenoptera; Formicidae
Exons: 2
Coding region: 50-475 (141 amino acids)
Source: RefSeq, a predicted model, not a curated record